CAAACAACCAAUGAAUGCAUUGUUUUCAAACCUCAAUGGUUUGCCAUAUUUCGUCACUUCACCACCACUUCCACACCACUUGACCACCAAUUCAGUGAUAUUCCACUCAAGACAUGAGUCGCAGACGACCUUUGGAUGAAGAGAGUGAUGACAGACCGCGAAAACGCCGCAGAAAUGAGUUUGAAUCGGAAGAAGGGCUCGAAUCACGUCUCGAGUCACUUAUCAUCCGAAUCGGCGAAAAGAGCACGUCAUCCAUUGAGACCAACAUUGAAGGAUUGGCUAAAGUGUUGACCGCAGACUUAGACAACUCGAAGACCAAAAUCAUUCAAAUUAUCUGCGAAUGUGUGGCCAAAUAUCCGGAGAAGACAUGCAUUUAUUCAACUCUUAUCGGACUCUUGAACGCAAAGAACUAUAGCAUCGGAGGAGAAAUUGUGGAACUGCUGGUCAAACAUUUCAAAGACUACUUGAAAGCCUUGGACUUCGAGUCGGCGCGCCUUUUGGUCCGCUUUUUUGGCGAUUUAGUGAACUGUCGGGUUAUAUCUUCGGCUUCACUCAUGAAUUUGUUUGAGAACUUAGUGGACGUGUCGAUGGAGGACAACAUCCCUCAGUCGCGAUCCGAUUACUUUGUGUUGAGUGUGUUGUCAGCGCUUCCGUGGGUCGGCAAAGAGCUGUACGAGAAGAAGGAGCAGGACUUGGAACAGUUGCUCAACACAAUCGACAACUAUCUCAAUAAGCGCCAUAAGACACACCAUCACACGGCUCUUAGGGUAUGGUAUUCAGACACACCUCACCCUCAGGAAGAAUAUUUGGACUGCUUUUGGGCGCAGAUAUCGAAAUUACGUUCAGACAAAUGGGUUGAACGGCAUAUAUAUCGGCCUUAUUUGGCAUUUGACAGCGUUUUAUGCGAAGCACUGCAACAUAGUUUGCCUCAAAUACAGCCGCCGCCGCAUGAAUCUAAUUAUGUGUACCCCUAUCCCAAAGUGGUAUUCCGAUUAUUUGAUUACACCGACUGUCCUGAAGGGCCUGUCCUUCCCGGCGCUCAUUCUAUUGAGAGGUAUUUAAUAGAAGAGCACUUGCAUUGGAUUAUCGACAAGAACUACACCGACCGGAAGAACUGUGCUAUGAAUUUGCUUAUGUUUCCCAACAAACAUAAGAUUCCGUUGGAAUAUAUGAUAAUUGAAGUGAUUUUCUCACAAAUGUUUGAUUUACCAAAGAGUAAAUAUUUGGACAUAUGUUACGGCUCUACACUCUUGGAAUUGUGUAAAUUACAGCCCAGUUCUCUGCCACAAGUGUUAGCACAAGCCGUCGAAUUGCUGUUUGAAAGACUCGACACAAUGAACUGCAUGUGUGUCGACCGGUUUGCCAUUUGGUUUGCCUACCAUUUGAGUAAUUUCCAGUUCCGUUGGAGUUGGGAUGACUGGAGUUCGGCCCUUACAUUAGACCCGUUGCACCCGAAGCCUAAGUUUAUUCGCGAAACUCUGUUGCGAUGCUUGCGAUUGUCUUUUCACGAACAGGUCGUCAAAAUAAUUCCCGACUCUUUCCUUGAGUUGGCGCCCGAAGAGCCCAACCCUUCCAAUAAGUUUAGUGCAGAAGACCCAGACUCUGCCGCUUCUGCUGUCGCCACGACUUUAGUCAACAAAAUCAGAGAGAAAUGCACUCCAGAAGAGGCACUUGAAGUCCUUAAAGAGUUGACAAACCCUUUGAUGGAAACAGAAGAUGAGCCAAACCAUAAUCCGAUUCAAAUUGAAGUGUUUGUUACAGUUUUGCUAAACAUGGCCUCAAAAUCAUUAACGCAUUGCUUUUCAGCUAUUGCUAAAUAUCAUUCGGCAUUCAUUGCGCUUAAAACCUCAGACGAGGCGCAGAUUUGUAUUUUGAGUGCAAUUUUUGAAGUUUGGAGAAAACAUCAACAGUUGUUGGUUGUUCUCAUCAGUAAGUUAUUGAAGUCCGAAGUUCUCGACUGCUCUUCUGUAGCCAAUUGGCUCUUCUCUAAAGACAAUUCGUCGGAAUUCAUGAAAUCCUAUAUUUGGGAAAUUCUUCACCAAACCAUUCAAACGUCGAUACGAAGUGUCGAAUCACUGGAAAAAGAAUUGGAAGAAUCGAAAGAGAAAUUACGAAAAAUGGAAACGGGAGAUACGACUCAAGAGAGCGAAGGGCCCACCGAAGAGAUGGUGGACCGCAUUGAGGAGCGCUUAGAGGCGGCGCAAUCCGAUCAGAAGAAUCUGUUUCUCAUUAUAUUCCAGCGCUUUAUUAUGUUAUUGUCUGAACACAUCCAGAGAUGUGAAUCACAGGGAAAGCCCUUUAAAAGCCAUUGGUUUCGUUGGACUAUCGGACGACUACAACAAGUAUUCUUUGAG
Messenger RNA from Oppiella nova, 2354 nucleotides. Lineage: Eukaryota; Metazoa; Arthropoda; Arachnida; Sarcoptiformes; Oppiidae. The record is from the annotation of a GenBank genome assembly.